ACCACCUCGGCUGACUCCUCCUCCUUCUUCCGGUCUCGGGAUCAACAUGGCGGCGUCCAUGGCUCGAGUGUGCCGCUAUGUUUUACGACACAAGUCUUGUGUUCCGCUAACGACAAGCUUCCCACUGAAAUGCAAAUUUCACUGUUCUAUCUCUGCGCGUACGGGGCUGAUCCAGGGUCUUUACAAACGCGGAAUUGUCAAGGAGUCUUUCCCAGAUGACGCGGCGCACGAACGACUCCCUGCCUUGCUGCAGUCCGGUGCUCAGACCGUGUAUUGCGGCUUCGACCCCACGGCCGACAGCCUCCACGUCGGCAACCUUCUCGCCCUUAUCGGCCUGCUGCACUUCCGAAGCGCGGGCCACCACGUGCUCGUCGUACUCGGCGGGGCCACGGCGCAGAUCGGCGACCCGAGUGGGAAAACGAGCGAACGGGAGCAACUGUGCGCGGACGUCGUGGAGGCGAACACCCGCCGCAUCCGCGAGAGCAUCUACAGAAUCUUCACCAACCACGAGUUGAACUUCCACGACGGCUCCAAGACGCCGGGAACCGUGACUGUGCUGAACAACCUGAGCUGGUAUAAAGACUGGAACGUGGUGAAAUUCUUGUCGGAAGCCGGGAGACACUUACGCAUGGGCACCAUGCUGAGCCGCCACAGCGUCCAGUCCAGGCUGCGGAGCUCGGAGGGAAUGAGCCUGACCGAGUUCACGUACCAGGCGUUCCAGGCCUACGACUUCCACCACCUGAACCAAAUAUACGGCUGCAAGAUCCAGCUAGGGGGCACCGACCAGCUGGGCAACCUCAUGUCCGGCCACGACUUCAUUCACAAGGUGAGCAGUGAGGAGGUGUACGGCCUCACCCUUCCACUGGUCACCAGCUCGACGGGGGACAAGCUGGGCAAGACGGCGGGGAACGCCGUGUGGCUCGACCGCGACAGGACGUCUCCCUUCGAGCUCUACCAGUUUUUCCUCCGGCAGCCUGACGCCAGCGUGGAAGGGUACCUAAAUCUGUUCACCUUCCUGCCUCUGGCUGAAGUAGAGCGCCUGAUGGAGCAGCAGAGAGUGGAUCCUGGUAAACGGCUGGCACAUAAACGACUGGCAGCGGAGGUGACAAAGCUGGUACAUGGGAAGGAGGGCCUCGGGAGUGCCAAGAGAUGCACCAACACUCUGUACCACAGCAGCGUGCAGGCGCUGGAAGAGAUGAGCGACUUGGAGCUGCAGGAGCUCUUCCGAGAGGCUCCCUUCCACGAACUGUUGCUGGAGCCGGGGACCACCGUCAUCGACGCGUGCCGGUUGGUCAAAGCCAUUCCAGAGGGUCCUAAAGGGUAUCGGAUGGUUUCGGAGGGAGCGGUGUGGCUCAACCACAAGCGGACGGACAAACCCGAGCAGGUACUGAUCCCCAACCUCCACAUUCUGGCCAAUGGACUCACGCUGGUCCGAGUGGGCAAGAAGAACUUCCAUAUUAUCAAAUGGCUCAGUCUCUGAAAGGUCUGUGUGGAAGUGACUUUGAUUUUGCUUUGCAUAUAAAUAUUGCACAGACAUAAUGUAUAUCCUAAACUAUGAUUAUUAAAAUGAUUUAAUUUAAACGUUGCCUCUCGCCUGCUCACUUUUAAACUGCCGCUAAACGAACAGCAGGGGGAGACGCUGUCCUAAGCAUCAAAUGGUGGUGGAACUAAGCAGGCUCCCGCAGGUAGAUGAACUCACACAGAAUCAAAUGGCACCAUGUUUUAGGGCUAACAGCCUUCACUAUUAAAACAUUAUUAUUAUUAUGAUUUUAUUCCUUGAAAUGUAUGUGGCCAACAUUAAUGCAACCAUGACUGUAUUACAAAAUCCCAAAUCGUAUAGUGCCUUCACUUAAGGAUAUCAUUUUUUUUUUUACUCUUAGGGACUUAAGAUAGUAUUAUUUUUUAUUCUUUAGGUGAGUGGUGUCAAUCUUUUACUUUUGAAUUUUUUUCCCCUGUUAUUUUUAUUGUUGUUUUAUUUUAUUGUUGUUUGCUAUCUGAGACAAAUGGUUUCUUCCUGAAGAAGUAUCAAGAAAAUGUCAGAGAGCAGUGAUACUCAUUUCGCACGUAAUCAUUUUGAACUGUUUUCCAACAUUUACUUAGGUACAUUUUAUUAUUUAACUUAUAUGCAAUACAUUUUAAUUGAAUCAUUCGUUAAGUACAGUUUAUUUUCUUAUAGUUAAGCACAGCAUUGAUGUUUGAACUAUGCAUAAUGUUACAGUGGCUUACAAUAAUAUACUUUUAAGGAAUAAAACUACUACACUAGUGCAUUUUAAUGUUGGUUACGAUGAUGGUAGGUACCUGGAGUGCUAAAUAUUUUUCAAGAACCACUGUUAUAGAAAACAGUGAAAUGUGAAAGUAUUGGUACCAAGGAGGGCCAACAUCCUGGACAUUAAGCCUGUGUAUUUUUCAGACUUUUUAAAGGUGGAUUAAAUAAAAAAACAACACUAGUUACUGUAGGUUUAUAUAUAUUUUUUUUAUUUUUUUUCAUUAUUAUUUUUUUCCCGAAUCUGCCACUGGGGAGUUUGUAGAGUGUCCUGUCCACGCCAAUCGUAAUGAAAGUUUGCAGGUCUUUGCGACGUCACAUGUAAACGACAGUACAUGCAGUUCUCUUGAAAAUGGGCGCACGUAACAUGGAGCAAAACAAACAAGGUGGCCGCUUGGUCCCGCCCUCUCAUCUUUCGUGGGCCACUUUCAAACAAGUGGGCGGGCUCAAAAGGCUUUUGGACCAACCAGCGUUCGCCUUUAGGUUUAAACAGCCCCUGCGUGUCAAUCAUGUUUGUUGUGCCCGCCCCCUCUCUCCCUCCCUGGCGUCAAGCUCGCUAACCAAGUCGGUCUACCUCAUCGCCAUAUUGGCUUCGGGGAAGCUCCUGUGUGCAGUUUCUCUGUUUUGUUUUUUUUUCCAGCGGAUUUAAAGUGACAAGAAGCGGCUGCGAGUUGGCGGAGGCGACGCAGAGCUAUCGCGGUUAUCGGUUGAAUGGCGUGAACGGCUUUUUUUUUUUUCUCCCUUUUCC
Molecule: messenger RNA, 3011 nt
Organism: Phyllopteryx taeniolatus (common seadragon)
Lineage: Eukaryota; Metazoa; Chordata; Actinopteri; Syngnathiformes; Syngnathidae
Gene: yars2
Product: tyrosyl-tRNA synthetase 2, mitochondrial
Exons: 5
Coding region: 47-1480 (477 amino acids)
Biological process (GO): tyrosyl-tRNA aminoacylation
Cellular component (GO): mitochondrion; cytosol
Molecular function (GO): tyrosine-tRNA ligase activity; ATP binding; RNA binding
Source: RefSeq, a predicted model, not a curated record